Messenger RNA from Sorghum bicolor (sorghum), 1999 nucleotides. RefSeq names its product UNC93-like protein 3. The transcript is spliced from 10 exons. The record is from RefSeq and is a predicted model, not a curated record. Lineage: Eukaryota; Viridiplantae; Streptophyta; Magnoliopsida; Poales; Poaceae. The coding region runs from base 64 to 1422 and encodes 452 amino acids.
AAAAAAUGAAAAUCGGCGAGGUCCACAGACCCAGAGCCAGGGGGCAGAGUAGCUGCGGCAGCUAUGGAUGGCCACCGCGACGAGGAGGUCGCCGCCUCGCCGCUCCUCGCGGCGCCCACGCAGGUGGCGGGCGGAAGGCGACGGAGCCACGCCGCCGACGUGCACACCCUCUCCGCGGCCUUCCUCUUCGUCUUCUCGGCCUACAGCGCCGCCCAGAACCUCGAGAGCACAGUCAACACGGAGGGCGACCUGGGCACGGUCUCGCUGGGGAUCCUCUACACCUCCUUCACGGUCUUCUCCGUGGUCGCGUCGCCGGUGGUGACGCGGCUGGGACCCAAGCGCGCGCUCGUCGUCGGCACCAGCGGCUACGUGCUCUUCAUCCUCGCCAACCUCGCCCCGACAUGGUACACAAUGGUGGCUGCUUCAUUGUACCUUGGUUUUUGUGCAUCCAUCGUUUGGGUUGGGCAGGGUACAUAUCUAACAUCGGCUGCCCUUAGUCAUGCAAGAGAUAAUAAUUUACCAGAGGGACUGACUUUGGGGAAAUUUACUGGAGAGUUUUGGGGACUUUUUGCUAGCACGCAGGUGCUUGGAAAUUUGCUAUCGCUUGCUCUACUGAGAAACGGAAAGGAUGGGGGAAGUGUCCUGGGGAAAAAUAUGUUAUUUGUUGUAUUUCUUGGCUGCAUGAUUGUGGGCAUUGUAUUAAUGUGUUUUCUCUCCAAAAGAGAGGAGAAAGGAAAUAUUGAUCCUGUCCUGUGUUUUCUCUCCAAAAGAGAGGAGAAAGGAAAUAUUGAUCCUGUCCACUCUUCGUUUGGGGUGAUGUUGAAGUAUAUUGUUGCCCCUCUCAUGGACCAAAGGAUUCUUCUUAUUAUCCCUCUUAUAGUAUAUAUAGGUCUGCAACAUGCGUUUGUCUGGGCUGUAUUCACAAAGAAUAUUGUAAAACCUGUCCUUGGCAUAUCUGGAGUUGGUGGAGCUAUGGCAAUCUAUGGUGCUGCGGAUGCAAUCUGUGCAUUGGUUACUGGAUGUUUGACCUCUGGACUUUAUUCCGCUACAUUCAUAGUGUCGAUUGGAACUGUUGUCCAGGGUGUAGUCCUAUUCUGGUUGCUUCUUUUUUAUAGCCCAACUGUUGGAGUGCUUGGCACAGCAGCUCCGCUACUCAUAGGUGCCUUAUGGGGUGUUGGUGAUGGGAUGUUGAAUACAGUAUUAAACACAGUUCUCGGAUUGCUGUUUGAAGAUGCCAAGGAGGCUGCCUUUGCACAGUGCAAGGUCUGGGAAUGCGCUGCUGUUGCCAUUAUCUUCUUCUUGAGCCCAAACAUCACGCUACAAGCCAUGCUCAUCAUAAUGACGACAGCCCUCUUCAUCUCAUGUGGCGCAUUCCUGUUCCUCACAAUUGUCAUCGAUAAGCCAUCGACCGUCAGAUCCUGAGGCAGGUGUCCAUCCUUGCAUCUUCGUCAGUUCUAUCAGCAGCUUGGAGUGCCUCAUACUGUGUCUGUGUUCACAGCUGACAUGAGAGGAAAAUGUCCCUCCCGCCAAAUGUGAGUUGUGACAUCGUAUUUCAUCGCCUUGUUAUAUCGAACUAACCAUUGCUGAACAACUGAUGUAAAAGUUGCAGUGCUCAACUGAAGUUGUAGUGGUGAAAAGACAGGGAAGAUGAAAAUCGGCUUGAUAUUGGGUUGAUAAGAUGUGGUGCUUUGAGUUGGGAAAUCUUGAAUAUGUUGUACGGAGUAUUAGACAAAUACAUGGACUUUCUUACACUACAGAAGUGUAUAUCUAUUUUUUACAGGAAAAGUGUAAACACUACUGCCCUGGUUGUCAGGAUAGCAAGCUGUGGUUCUAUGAUCACUAGCAACUCAGCAUUCGUGAAUGUUUUCUUUCAACGUUUUUUAAACUUGGCCGGUGUUGUCAUACUAUUAAUUUGUAGUUCUACUAGGCCCUCAAACUCACUUUGAUUCAUGGAGUCCCAGAACCGUCUAAUGAGUGCUGACGGUGACCUUUUUUUUUU